AUGCGGCGGGGCCCCGCGCUACUGGCGCUAUUGGCGCUGCUGGGUGGGCCAAGUCUCGUGCUGUUGGAUGAGGCGCCAAAAGGGGCGGGGAACAUCGACAACAGGGGUGGAACCAACGGCAACACAUCGCAGGAUCGCCGAAGAGUCUUUGGGAUCAACUUGGACCCCGCGCUGGGGAAGCGCUGGGUGAGGGGCGUGGAGACCUGGCGCCGCGCCGGCGCCGAGGUCGUGGCGCGCGGCGGAAUUCAGACACUCUGCAACAGAGGCUUCAUCUACUUGCUGUGCCUGCGGUACUCUGACGGGAUGGAGGUGGGCCGAAGCCGGUACUUCAAGAUUGGCGGCACCAAGGAUCUACAUCAGCGCCUGCAUGCCUACGUCACCGCGCAGCCCUUUAGGCCGGAGGUGGUUUGCGAGGCGUGCGUGCCGGACUGGCGGUCUGCGGAGCGGCAACUCCUCGAGGCGUUUCCCAGGAGUUCCGACCUGGACGGGGGCGAGGAGUGGCGGCGCCUGGGGUCCAGGGAGCUUCAGAGGGCAGUGGCGCAGAUGCACGAGGCUGAAGAGGCGUGGCGGAAUUUGCCGGAGGAGGUGGUGCCACUGCCUUUGGCGCGCGCUCUGCUGACAAGCUCGGCCGGGAAAACGGCGGAGCGAGAUGCGGAGGCCGUGCCUCAUCGGCCACUCUUCGCCACAACGCUGCCGGGAAUUCAUCGACAGGCGGCUGAAGCGGUCUUAGAGCAGUUCUCUAUGCACGGCGGACGAGCUACAGUUCUGAUGCCGGAGCACACUGGCAUGCAGCAGGUGGGGCUGGCAUUGCUGGAGGCGAUGCAGACCAUGGGCAUGGAGGUCAGGCGGGUGCUGGUGGUCACGGAGAGGGUCUUUGACACCCUAGCCGCCUGGGGUCAAGCGGAUGGUCGAGAAAUCCUAUGGCUACAGCAGAAGCAGGAUGCUCGCGAGGCCCGGCAGCGCCGGCUGAAGGUGCACACGGCGCGCAGUGGCAAGGAGCUGGACGCAUUUCUGGCAUCGGAUGUGGGCGACUGCAAGAUCGUGGUGUGCAGCACCAACGGGCAUUCUGGAUCCAUGCUGAUCCCGCAAGCUUUAGCCUGGUUGCACCACCACUCCUUUGACCUGCUGGUCUGUGAAGACUGUCUCACUACCACGCGGGAGCUAACGAAGGGGACCCGUCUCGAUGAGCUCUUCGACGAUGAGAUCAUCCCUAUGCGCCACCGAGUGUUCCUCACGAGCAGCACGACUUACCUUCAGCAAGGGAAGGCCUUCAAGAACCGGCCCAGAUUCUUCGCCAUUCGCGGAGAGAGCGGCUACGGGCCGGUGGUCUUCCACCUCCCUCGCUCAGACGCAGUGCGCCUGGGCUUCCUGCGCCACACCAAGCUCCAUCUGCUCGGCGGAAGCGGAGGUUUCCGGGCCUCGGCGGCGAAAGACCAGGCGAGGGCCAUCGCGUCCUGCAUCGAGCAGAACGGGGCCAAGCGGAUCUACGCCUUUUUGCCCAAGAACGAGGCCGCCAACGAGCUGCACGCUGAAUUGAACGUCCUGCAGGGCAUCACCUCUAUUUGCGUCAAUGGCAGCAUGAGCCUACAGGACCGGUUCGCUUACAUCGAACUCUUUGAGAAGGCCAACUCCGACCCAGCAGACCUGGAGAGUCGGCGUUUCAGGAGGAGCCAAAGUUGGUCCGAGGGCGACCGGGCGGAGGACGUCCGCCUUAUGCCCCUGGCCUCGGCCAAGAUGAGUGAAGUGCCAAUUGUGCCACAUAUUUGCGACACGAGCACGGCAAGCCCGACAUCCAGCAAUACCAGUGAGUGUGAUGGAGCCGAUGGGGUCAGCGAUGGAGAGGAAGCGAUUGCGGUCUCCACAGCCCAUGUCACCGGCAAGUGCAACCCCUGCGUCCUCUUGGCUUCCCUUGGAAGGUGCUUUGCGGAGAACUGCAGAUACUGCCACGGCGAGCAUCAAGUGCCCCAGAACAAUAAGCGUCCGCGCAAGAACACCCGGGACAUGUACAAGAGGCUGGUCCAGCAAUCGCUCGACUUGCAGGACCCUGAGCAGCAACAUGGAGCUCUCCAGAGCUUAGCGGCCCGCAACAACUACACGCGUGCCCUGAUCAUCGGAGCGCUCCAGGCACAGACGCAGUGGCAGUGA
Molecule: messenger RNA, 2145 nt
Organism: Effrenium voratum
Lineage: Eukaryota; Dinophyceae; Suessiales; Symbiodiniaceae
Source: the annotation of a GenBank genome assembly